AUUGGUGUCGAAGAAUGGCGAGCGUCAGCUCUACGCACCAUUGACGAGCGCAUGGCACUCUUCGACUCCCCCGAGAAGACUUCUCGUCCUGCAACUCGCCCGGACGUAUCGGACCCUGCGCAUGGCCUCCCACAUCGCGCCCUAGGCGUCAAAGAGCUGCUCGAACAGAUACUCCGUGAAUUAAUGCCAAGCACACUGUACGUUGCAUGGAACGUAUCAAAGGGUUGGAGAGACAUGGUGAGCUACAUCCUGCAAACUCGGUUCCACAGUCCACAUCCUUGCGCGCCUGUCGACCAUGGCGAGUCUAUUCAGCCAGGUCUGGGCUGGAUGCAGCCAUCCGAAAGUGAGAUCGUAGAGUUCCAGGACACGGUGGAUAGGUUGUACCAGGCGCCCCAACCCGAGACCUUUCGCGACACCUUUCUCCUCACUGCCAGGUUGCCGCACGCUGACAAGGUUCCGAAUUCGACGUCCGACAUUUUCCGCACACUCUGUCAGCGUCAGUUCGCAUUCUUGUACGCCCCCGGAGGCUACGAAAGCCUCUCCGUGGAAGCACUUCUCUCUCGAGUAGAUGGACCUCGUUGGCUAGACCUCAGUCAAUUCGAAGUCAAUCCAUACUUUAUCGACCGAUUUGGGGAUUGUCUGCAACUGACACGUGGUAGCUUCGUAAUCACUACAAAGCCCCGUCUGCAGCAUUGUCUGAGGGAUGAUGCAUUACCCACGGGGUUUCAGCAGCUCGUCGACACUAUGUUUCUUACCAAUCCCCCAUGUAAGGCCCUAGGUAUCUACGCUCUAUGCGGGGAUGGCGACAAUGGCAUUGGGGGAUUUCAGUUAGUCGAAAAGGUUCAUCGUGCGGACGGCAUUCGUGUUGGAGAUUUCCUGCCGCAGAUCCGGCAGCACAUUCCUACGGCUAUCGAAAGCUGGCGCCACAAGUCUCAAGACAUGCGUGAGUAUAUCGCAGAAGAAAAGUGGACAAAGUUUUCGGGUUCUGGAAACAAGCUCCAAUCGUGGUGGGGACCUGGUCUUCCAAAACUCUUAGUUUUCCUCGAAUCCGCGGAACAACCUAGGCCAACAUUCGCGCAGUGUACUCACUUUGGGUAUCAGGAUUACAACAAUGUUUUCCGGAAGGAGUGGAACGAAGCUGUCUAA
Messenger RNA from Alternaria hordeiaustralica, 1146 nucleotides. RefSeq lists its product as uncharacterized. The annotation marks the transcript as partial. The record is from RefSeq and is a predicted model, not a curated record. NCBI's taxonomy places the organism in Eukaryota, Fungi, Ascomycota, Dothideomycetes, Pleosporales, Pleosporaceae. The transcript has a single exon.